AUGUCGGCCGUGCGAAGUAUAUGCCCACUUCUUCGUGAUAUCCCACUGGAGGUGCUUGCCGAGAAGUACAACGAAACCCUUAAUCAUGUUUACGACAAAUGUCUCCAAAAUGAGAUAGCGCACGAAUACCACGAUGCAGAGAAAGUCAAGCUCUUUUUCAAGAGUCUAGACCUUGAAGAACCAGGCUCCCAACGCAUCGAGCAUUUUCGGAAUGUGUACAAAACCGCAUACAGAAAGAAUCGAAGCGUUAUGCCGGGAAGCAUCCAGAUUCUGGCUGGACUUGGAGAGAAUGGUUAUCGCACUGCUAUUAUCACGAAUGGCCCGACCGAAAGCCAGAUAGAAAAAGCUAAAGCCAUUGGUGUCUUCGAUCUCGUUGAAUACAUCAUCACGUCCGAAGAAGCUGGAAACCCCAAGCCUGACGUCAGGAUAUUCCAGUAUGCGUUGGAGAAGCUGGAGUUGAAACCAUAUGACGCGUAUAUGGUUGGUGAUUCUGUCGAGGCUGAUGUCAAGGGUGCUCUCGAUGCGAGAAUAACGCCUAUUCUGUACCCCCCCUCUUCCAACAGCUCCUUGGAAGUGUUAUUUGGAAGGGAAAUUCCGGUUAUCCGUCAAUUCGACCAGCUGCCGCUGGUUCUGGUGCUCCCACUGAAUUCUAUCUUGAACCGAGUUUACCCACACCAAGGCAGAUGA
This is a messenger RNA of Fusarium odoratissimum NRRL 54006, 687 nucleotides long. RefSeq lists its product as uncharacterized. The transcript has a single exon. The record is from RefSeq and is a predicted model, not a curated record. Lineage: Eukaryota; Fungi; Ascomycota; Sordariomycetes; Hypocreales; Nectriaceae. The coding region runs from base 1 to 687 and encodes 228 amino acids.